AGUACCAACAUCAAAUCGGUAUAAGAAAAAAUGCGUUUGAAAAUUUUCAUGGCUUUAAGCCUUUUGUGCUACACAAAUGCUCAAGUGGACAGAGAUUGGAGUUUCCAGCAAAUGUGCGAAUUUUGGGGUGGAGAACAAACUUAUCGUGCCAGAAGUGGAUACAAGUCGAUAGAAGGUGACAAAUGCACGUUCAAGUUUCCUAAGGCAUCGAACAAUAAGGAAUCCGCUCAACGAUACUGCGAGGAGACUGUUCCCUAUCACAUUAACAAUCCAAAAGCAUCAGAAUAUAAAACAACCUGUGAAGCAGAAGCAACAUUAAUUUGUAAAAGUGGAUGGGUUCAGAUGUUUGGAAGGUGCUACAAGAUCACCAAGACGAUGAUGACACGUGAUAAAGCUGAAGAACAUUGUAAGAAUCAACAGGAUCAGACAUCGACAAUUGCAUUCAUGCAUAGAGAAGCAUUGCCUUUUAGAUGGAAUGAUUAUUUCACUCGUGUUUCUCGUAUCUGGAUGGAUGCAAGUGAAGUUGUCACGAAUGAUCUGAUCCAUGACGUCGAAGGUGGUAAUGUACUUCUGGCUUUCGAUGGAUACAAAUACAAUCUUCCAAAUGUUGCAAUUGCUCGUGUGUCUAAGAAUGAAACUGCAAUGGUUCUAUGCGAGUACACUCCAUCAAUGACGAAGGCAGAGAGCAACUACUUGCUCAGAAGAUAUGGAGAGAUCUAUUAUCCACCUCUUGUCACAUCAGAAUCUGCGUACAUGAGAACAACGAGCAGUCGAAUCAGAAAUGAGGAAGAUCCGUUGGCAGAUCACAACUACUGUACUGAACUCAUGAAGCCUGUUUUUCGUGGUGGAGAGGCUCAAUCAGCUCUUCCCACUCAGGAAUUCGUCAAGAAACUAACUGAAACAGGUGCAGCUGAGAUAAUAAGAACAUCAUCAGUUUCAAUGAAUGCUAAUAAAGGUGAACGAACGAUUGUAGACUGUGUAAGCCAUGUUGAUCCGUAUCAUCGUGUACAUGUGAAAGGCGACAAAAAUGAAGAAACUUCAAUAACUCUGAACAAGACAAUUUGGAGACAGCAAGAACCACACGAGACUUGUGACGCUGCAACAUGGAGCUCAGCUGCCGUUCUGAGUCGUGAUUCAAACAGAGGACUCGAAGCAAUGUCGGAUGCUCGUUACGCUCCUCUGUACUGUGAAAAUAUUCUGGAGUAUUUCUCUUACUCGAAAUGUCCAGAGGGAUUCAGCGAGUUCCCAAGAGUAACAUCGGGCCAAAGAUGGUGUCACAAAUAUGUUCAUGGAGCACCUUUGCCAUAUGACGACGCUGAGAAGAAAUGUGCCGAAAUGGGAGCCCAUCUUUCUGGGUUCACGACACAGGAAGAGUUCAAAUUUCUCAACGAACUCGUAAAUAAAGAAUAUCCUAAUAAAAACGACAUAGAAGUGUGGCUGGGAGCACAACGAAAAAUGUCAUGUCCGGACGCAGGAAAGAACUUCAAUGGAGGAUUCUCUACAAACGAAUUUGAUAAUUGUGCUCGUAGUCGUGUGUUCGAAUGGCGAAAUGGAGUUGCUAAAAAUCCACCGGACUUUAUUGGUUCCGGCUAUGACAACUGGGCUGAACUAGACGAGCCUAAUCAUCUUUCAGACAAGGAACGAUGUGUGGUCAUGAUGCACGGGAAAAUAACGAAGUAUUGGGGGUAUUCAAGCAAAUAUCAUGAUCGUCGAGACAUGCAAAUCAAUGACAUUUUCUGUGAUUGGCAUUUCGAAUAUUUUUGUGGGCUGGAAGUUCCGGUCAUCACAGUGAAAAAAAGCUCGUGAUUUAAUGUAAUAUAACUUUUGCCGAAUAAAAGAUACUUUUUGAAG
Molecule: messenger RNA, 1851 nt
Organism: Caenorhabditis elegans
Lineage: Eukaryota; Metazoa; Nematoda; Chromadorea; Rhabditida; Rhabditidae
Gene: clec-151
Product: C-type lectin domain-containing protein
Exons: 8
Coding region: 31-1806 (591 amino acids)
Molecular function (GO): carbohydrate binding
Source: RefSeq, marked reviewed